AUGCCGGCGGUCAAAGAUUUCUCUGGUGGCCGGUUCACUGCGACCAUUCAUUCUACUACCUACGACUACAUUUCUCCGUUAAGGCUGGACCUAGCCGGGAGACACGUUGUGAUCACCGGGGCCGCGUGGGAGGACGGAGUAGGGUAUGCCACGGCCACAGCUUUUGCGCGUGCGGGGGCUUCUGCGAUAGCAAUAGCCGACCUCCACGGUGUAUCGGCCAACCUUGCUGAGAAGUUAAAGCUGGCGGCAACGCAAGCCGGUCGCCCCGAACCUAUGGUGCUAAGAUGCACUGUGGACAUUGCAAGCCAAGAAAGUGUCCAAGCAAUGCAUGAACUCGUGUCACGAAGCUUUGAUGGACGCCUAGAUAUUGUCAUCAACAACGCGGCACAUAUGGAACCCCACGCGGCACUCCUCGACUCCGAUUCGGAUGUGUAUUGGAGGACAUGGGAAGUCAAUGUUCAUGGACUCUUCAACAUGGCACGCACAUUCAUCCCUAUGCAACUGUCGACUCGUGCUAGUGCUGAUGGUCUAUGCACAAUGAUCAAUGUAUCUUCCUCAGGGGCUUUGACCGCUCGCCCAGGAAGCGGAAGUUAUCGAAGCUCAAAGCUUGCGGUAUUGAGAUGGACAGAGUCUUUGCAGUUAGAGUAUGGUGAUAAGGGGCUUUUGUCAUUUUGUGUGAAUCCGGGUGCGAUUAAAACGAAGAUUUCCGAGGACAUGCCGCAGCGGGUGAGAGAUGCAUUCCCUGAUCGGCCAGACAUUGCGGGUGAUACGAUUGCGUGGUUGGUAGCUGAGCGCAGAGAGUGGCUGGGUGGGAGAUACGUGAGCUGUCCAUGGGAUAUGAAGGAACUUGUGGAGAAGAAAGACGAGAUCGUCAAACAAGACAAGCUCAAACUUAAGAUGGUGUUCUGA
Penicillium argentinense is the source of this 909-nucleotide messenger RNA. RefSeq names its product SDR family NAD(P)-dependent oxidoreductase. The record is from RefSeq and is a predicted model, not a curated record. The coding region runs from base 1 to 909 and encodes 302 amino acids. The transcript has a single exon. Lineage: Eukaryota; Fungi; Ascomycota; Eurotiomycetes; Eurotiales; Aspergillaceae.